AAACUUGUGCGUAUUACCGUUUGCUCGGAUUUUACAUCGUUAUCAGUCCGUGCUUACAAAUGAAGAUAACAUGGUGUCUUGAUAACAUUAAAGCCGCAAAUUGAGGCGCCUAUGUUAAUAAAAAAUUUGCAAGCGUAGAGAUACAACGUGUUUGUGAAUCCCUGGAUUUAUGGGGCGCGGACAAGUAGUGGAUUUUGUUUGCUCGAGUUAUUUUAAUGUACAUUGAGUGGGGUUCCCGUUUGAUCAGCGCGCAUAUGACUGAUGCCUGUAGCGUCUGCGCCGGUGCAAGUGUAGCGGCGGGCCUAUUUUAGUACCACGGAAAUAAGAGCGGCAAAAGGAGCAAAAAGCACCGUCUGACUGAAAAACUUGAGGUCGUGGUGUGGAGAGUAUUUCAGUCUGUUGUGAUCCGAUGUCUAUAACAGUUGCUUGUGUAAUUAGUGCAGUGUUAUAACAACAAAUGGGGAAAAUGAAGAAAAGGACGAUAUCGACACUCAAAGCGAUAUUUGGCUCGAAGAAAGGCAAGCGGCACCAUUCUUCUAAGUCUUCACGUUCGGUGACGCCGGACCCGCCCACGCCAAACACGCCAAGCAGCGUCGAGUCCUUCCGGCCGAUCCCGCGCACGCCGCCGCCGCCGACCCGCGUGGGGCCCCCGCCGUCCCCCCCGGUCCCCACUCACCCCAUAGCCCCCGUGGCCCCUGAGCCCUCGGGGCCCGUCAGGCUAAUCCCCUGCGCGGUAUGCGGGAGGACCUUCUUACCGGAGUCGCUCGCCAAACAUGUCAAAAUAUGCGAGAAGACGACUGUCAAGAAACGGAAGACAUUCGACUCUUCCCGACAGAGACGAGAAGGGCUGCCAGCGGCGAAUGGUGUUAAUACCGGUACGGAUUUGGAGCAGUACUUGCCAAAGAACUUUGGGUUGCCUGAGAACAGUCCGUUUUUGGAAAAGAGUCCGCCGAACACUGCCAAAGCGACGCCGAAGCCGAAACCGCAGUCCACCAGGACUACUAUCAUGAAGCCGGCAGCCGACCUCCAGAAGUGCCCGCACUGCAGCCGCGCGUUCGGCAUGCGCGCCUUCGAGCGGCACGUAGAGUGGUGCGCCGACAAAGCUAAGAUCCUCCCCGCCGCGCCCGUACAACCGCCGCACGUCACCGACGCGAAGCAGAGGCUUAAUGCUCGCACCCAGUACAAAGCGCCGCUUGCGAGAGGCAGACGAUCGUCUCAAAGCCGCGACAAGUCGUCUCAGAGCCGCUCGGCGUCCGUGGAGUCGUCGCGCGGCGUGUCGCCGCCGCCGCCGAGAGACUGCGGCGACCGGCGACGCCGCGCCAGGGCUUCAGAAUCCAUGUCGAGCAAUGAUUGUAAUGAUGAACCGUCCCCGCACGUGCCAGUUAUUAGAAACCCUAGAAACUCUCAAAAUAAGUCUUCAGGCGAUGCCAACGUUAAAGCGCGGCAAGCUAGAUUAGCAAGAGAUCUUAGCAGCUCCAGACUGGACGAUGGUUACGACCCAUUUGUAUCAGCCGCUAGGCAAAUGAAAGAGCUCCUGUCUUCAGAUACCGAUACUCCUAAAAAGAUGCUUAACUCUUCCAAAGACCUCACCCGCACUCUUCCCAUCCUCCGUCCUGCCAGGGACAAAGCUCCAUUAUCACAACUUCGCACUGAAAAUUCCAAAAUGAUAAAAGACACUCUUAACAAAACAUACCAAAAAACUCCUACCCUGCAGAGAAUGAAAUCUUUUGGAAGCACGAACAACGAUAAUAACACUAACACUAGCAGUUUCGGGGGUAGAUGUAGCUCUUUUAGACUUAACAGAAAUAAUAUAAAGCCUAGUCAAAAACUGAACACAACCUUUACUAAAUCGAGUAAAGAAAAUAUUAGCAUGACAGACAAAACAAACUUCAACCGCAACAGCAGCCUUAAUAGAUCAUUCUCAAGCUACACCACAUCUAAUUAUAGUACUCCAAAACCAAAAGAUAAAAUCCCGAAGAUUGCAACAUCUAUGUACCAUAGCUUCACGCGAACUACUAUAAAACAGCCUGUAAAACUUGACAAAAUAAAGAGAGAUGAAGAAGAAAAGAAAAAUUUCGUAAACCUAGAUGCAAUCCUUGCAGACGAUAAUUCGUCCAUGACCGACAGUAAUUACAUCGAUCCUAGACUUAUUAAUGAAAAUGAUAACUUGCCCAUUAAUGUAAACACAAUUCUAAACAAUCCCGACAUUAUCAGUAGUAUGGAGUCCCUUCUUACCACAGAAAACUUGCCUUCUAAAUUUGAUUCUUUCAGCAAAACACAUAUUCCUAAUUAUGAACUAAACGGUAAUAUUGAUUCACAAAUCAAAGCGGAAAAAGACAAAGUCAACAACAACACUGAUACUAAUAAGCUGGUUGCUGCCCCGGUAGACAAUUUAAGUGCCCAAUACGACAAAAUUAUGUCUUCUUUGGAAGAAAGCAUUGCGUCUAAAACGUUAGCUAGGGAUGAGGAGUCUGUCUUCGAGGAAUUUGACCUCGAAGAAUUCAUGACUACUUUUGACGAAGAAAUUCAUAAAAGGAAAUCUGAAAACAAAAGAACUUGUAGUUCUACCACUAGGGUUGUGAAGCAGUCAGAGCUAAACGGUAGCAAUAGGACUUCAACUUUUAGUAGUGUUAGCUCCACUCCUAGACACGUAAACCCCAAUAGUAACGGUCUCAGUCUUACCCCAGUUACCAACAAGCCUUUUAAUUUUAGCAGUAACAAUAUCGUGAGCGAAAACCUCUUCCCAUCCUCCGUCAAACGUUCCACUUCCCUCCUCGACUCCAUCCACAAGAAGGUCUCGAAAACGGAAAGCGGGAACACGCGGCAUAAAUCCGACCAACUCGAACAAGACAUUAUGCAAUCCUUGAAAGAGUUCGACAAGUUAUACGAAUCCGAGAAGAACCAAAUUAACCAAUCUAAUAGAGGUAUCAUCAAUUACAAUGCGCAAGUACACAACGGAACGGAAAAGGAAUCGCGGAGUAAAACGCAGCGGAAAAGUGGGAAAUCUGAUAGCAAUUCCAACGGGAACUACACGCCAAAUGGGAAAUCCAGCAACGACUCAGCUUAUAGCAGGUUAGUCAGCUUAAAUAGAAUAUCUCCUUCGAAACUAACGGUAUGUCAAAAGGAGUUAAACGGUCCUUCGUCGUUGGAGCGAAUACCGGCGGGCUCGGACUCCAGCGGGAGUGCUAAAGACGAAAUACGGUCCGUCUCCAGCGAGGAGUUCCUAGCGAUGGAGCGGUCGGCGGAGCUGGACGAGCCCAUACCGCAGCCGGAACACGCGCCGUUCAAACAAGUCGAAAACCAAGUCCAUGAGAAGCGUGUAAGCUCCCUGGGGUCGUCGCGGCGCGGGUCGUGGCGGCCGCGCGCCGACCUGAGCUCGAGCAGCUCGGAGGCGUCGCUGCACAAGGCGCCGCAGCGGCUGUCACGCUUCUGCCACGAGUGCGGCAGCCGCUUCCCCGUCGACACCGCCAAGUUCUGCAUCGAGUGCGGCGUCAAGCGGCUCGCCGUCUAGGGUGCGGAACAUGCGGACUUACGGAGCCGCACGGCACAUCGUCGUUCGGUUAUGUGAAGUGAAACGCGCGAGCGUUGUCAUGUGUUCCGCGCCGGGUGAUCUAGUCUUUAGUAGUAGCCGGGUGUGAUAAGCUUUGUGUUUUGAGUAGUCUGCCCUGCAAGCGGCUUUUUCGUUUUUAAGACUCUGGUUGUGCUCGUUCUGCUCGGGCUAUUGUGUAGCUGACGAAAUACUGCCGGUAUUGAUGUGAAACUGUGCCUCGAUGAGCAGAAUUUGCUUUAUACUGUAUGUUUUAUUUUGUCGUUUCGCAGACAUGUUUUGAUGUCUGACGAAAUAGAUCCUCUAUAGACUGCACGUAUUGCAAUCGUGCAAUGCACGAAAUCAGCUGUCGAUGUUUAGUAAAUAAGAACGAACGCAUUUUAAUUUUUUGUUUGAAGAUAAAGAAAUAAGCAAAAUUUCAGUACACCGCUGUACUUUGAUUUAAAAUACAUAAUUCUGCCACUAGUACGUGUUACGCUAGAUUCUCGUAUUGGCAUUCGUUGUAAAACAGGUUGUGAACUCCUUUACUUUAUUAAUUUCAUGCAUGUUCAACCUUUAUUGACCUUUCUGAGAGCUCUUUGGUUUUUUAAGUAUGUUCACGUCUGCUAAAGUCAUGUCAGUGUGUAACACAAAAUUUUGAGGUAAUGAUCAAGAUGCUAAACAAAGCUGGAUCAAGGUAGCAAUGAAAUCAAAUAAGAAGAUCUAUGAGUGGAAAAACUAUACGUUUAAGUAAUGAGGUACAUAAUGUUCAUAAAAGCAGUAAAAUAUGGAAAAUAAUUUAUUAUAGAGAACUCAAUACAAGAUGUUUCAAAUGAGAGGAAUCUCGGUGGUGAGGUUUAUUUAGAAGCUAGUUUUUAUCUUUAUGGUGAUAUUAUUUUCACGCUGUUCGGAUGGAUGCAUUUAAAGUCUCAUAAUGAAUUGUUCGAAAUGUAUUUCUACCCCAUACCCUAUUUCCGUUGAAAUAUGGCCUGAUUGAAUAUGGUGAUACUACCGAUGCUGAACUGGUUCAUUCACAGCAAUGAUCUUGUGAGUGUUAUUGCAAGAGUUAAAUUCAUGGCCUUAAUUGUUUGCCUGUCAGUAUUGACAGUAUUCAAAAGUUAUAGAAGAACUUACUUUGGUCAGGUAGGCCGAGCAAUGAGCUUAGAUACCUCAGAUUGUUGUAUUCUGUACGCAGAUGUAUGCAGUUAUGCAUACAAUGUCAGGAUGCCGUGGUGAUGCAGAUGAACUGCGUGCUACAGUCUCUUUUGGAAGAAGACGGAAUCUGAUCUUCGCUCCAGUCUAUACCAGUGAAAAUACCACCGAGAUACUUCUCAAACUGCUUACUUAGCUAGCAAUAUGCAAUAUUACAUUAACCCAUUGAAUGAUAAGUACGUCAAUAAAUAAGUGUCCGUUACACAUCUAUAGUCAGUAGUAUCAAAUCUAACUGGAAUGGAUGGACUCAUAUUUUACAUAAUUUAUCAUUAUUCUUACGAAUCUGGUAGUAUUGGAAUAUCAUGAGAUCUGAAAUAAUGUACUAUUAUGGUCUAAUACAAUAAUUAUGUAAUACAAUGAAAUAGAGAAAAUAUACUUAAUUUUUACAAUGUAAUCCGUUGUUUACAGGACUAAACUGUAAAAUGUUUAGCCUUUAAUAUUUUUUAUGAAGGAUAACAAUUUUGUAUUCAGUAGGACAUAAAAACUACUAGGUACUACUAAAUUUAUCUUUUUAAAUGUUUGUUACCGAAUUCCUAAACUAAUUUGUGCCUUCCCAUGUAGCUAGAUUAAAAAUAAAUUAAUAUAUUGUUCGAUACUGUUACGAAGUUCUGUUGAUAUUUCCGUUAUUUUAGUUGAAGUUUUUUCUAUUCCAACAAAUGCCAAAACGACCAGUGGAAGCUUUGGAAUGCAAUAUGUCUGUGAUAUGCGAAAUCAAAUUGGUAAAUCGGUUCUCUUCCUCGCAUGGAAUAAAUCUUAAUUUUAAGUACCAAUUUCAUCCUUGGAUUUUGAAUGAAUUUUUUUGUGUGCAUUUUUAUGUUUUGCGAUUGUUAGCCAACACUAUUUUAUUUUUUAUCAUUAUUUGUGAAUGCCCUUCUAAGGAUUUCCACUAAUGUCUACAGACUACAGUUGGCCAUUUUAACAAGACUGAUUUUAUUUUCAAAGUUUUCGAACUAUGAAUAAUCCUUAGUUACUGUUGUAUAUUAUGUUUUAAUAAAAUAACAAUUUAUCAUGUAAUAAAUUAACAUUUCAAUAAA
Messenger RNA from Cydia strobilella, 5772 nucleotides. RefSeq lists its product as uncharacterized. The coding region runs from base 458 to 3511 and encodes 1017 amino acids. Lineage: Eukaryota; Metazoa; Arthropoda; Insecta; Lepidoptera; Tortricidae. The record is from RefSeq and is a predicted model, not a curated record. The transcript has 10 exons.